CCAGCUCCUCUCAACAGCCCAACCCACACCAGCCUCAGACACCACCAUGACCGGCUCCUGCUGCGGCUCCACCUUCUCCUCCCUGAGCUACGGGGGAGGCUGCUGCCAGCCCUGCUGCUGGCGCGACCCCUGCUGCUGCCGCCCCGUGACCUGCCAGACCACCGUGUGCCGCCCCGUGACCUGCGUGCCCCGCUGCACGCGCCCCAUCUGCGAGCCCUGCCGCCGCCCGGUGUGCUGCGACCCCUGCUCCCUGCAGGAAGGCUGCUGCCGCCCCAUCACCUGCUGCCCCUCGUCGUGCACGGCUGUGGUGUGCAGGCCCUGCUGCUGGGCCACCACCUGCUGCCAGCCUGUGUCUGUGCAGUCCCCCUGCUGCCGGCCCCCCUGCGGCCAGCCGACCCCUUGCAGCACCACCUGCAGGACCUCCUCCUGCUGAGCAGCCCGUUAUCACGAAGGGCCCCUCAGAAGAUGGCCGGGUCCAUCCCGCUGCCCCUCAGGGCUUCACCGCAGAGCAAUACACGUUUCCUUGAGAAGCCCAUUUUCAUCUCUUCAUACUAGCUCACACUAUGCAUUGAAGACACCUUUUCAGACCGAACACAGAUGAAAAAUACUUUUCCUAAGACUCCAGUCUAACUCCUAUAUCAUGUUGUCUGCUUUCUAAUAAACUCAAUACU
Pongo pygmaeus (Bornean orangutan) is the source of this 671-nucleotide messenger RNA. Its product is annotated as keratin-associated protein 2-1. NCBI's taxonomy places the organism in Eukaryota, Metazoa, Chordata, Mammalia, Primates, Hominidae. Gene Ontology annotation, cellular component: keratin filament. The transcript has a single exon. The coding region runs from base 47 to 433 and encodes 128 amino acids. The record is from RefSeq and is a predicted model, not a curated record.